UCGACCGUAGAACAAAUACUCGGAAACACAUUCCCGUUUCUUCUCUUUCUGGGAACCUUUAAGCUGCACGCUAGUUUUCUAAUUUCCCUCCCUCCCCCAGCAGCUCUCCUUGCUUUCAGCAUGUGUUGCUCCCAGCUCCGAGGAUUGAAUUUUAACGCCUCCCCUGCUUCUUUCAGAGAUGGCGGAUUCCUAUACCUGUAAAGGUGGAAGGAAAACUGCAGGCUCUAACAAACCCGCUGCCAGCAAAGAAAGCAGGACGGAGACGAGGAUAAACCCGCCGGCAGAGCUGCCCAAGCUUGGAAAUGCAACCAGUGACAAAACCGAAGGCAGGAAGAAAGGACGACCCAAGGCCGAGAACCAGGCGCUGAAAGACAUCCCCCUCCCCCUGAUGAACCAGUGGAAAGAUGAAUUCAAAGCCCACUCCAGGGUGAAAUGUCCCAAUUCAGGCUGCUGGCUGGAGUUCCCCAGCAUUUAUGGCUUGAAGUACCACUAUCAGCGCUGCCAAGGGGGUGCGAUCUCGGAGAAGCUGACCUAUUCGUGCUCCUACUGCGAAGCUGCCUUCACCUCCAAAACCCAGCUAGAAAAGCAUCGGCUCUGGAAUCACUUGGACCGGCCAGUGCCAACCAGCAAAGCAGAAAACAAAGUGCCGAAGGCCAUUGGGAAGAGCAGUGGCAAGAAAAGAGCUGCUGAGAGUUCAGCUUGCCCCACCAUCCAUCCCAAACAGGCAAAGACGGAAAAAGCCGUGGCCCAGGACCAUGCCGAGAAUGGCGAGUGCCCGGCGGAGAGCCGGGAGAGCAAGGAGUUUCAGAUCGCAGCAGCCGAGGCAAUGGCAGCCGCCACCCCCACGGCGAAGUCCUCGAGCGGCAAGGAUGCCGUGCAGCAGGGGGGCAGCCAGGCCUCGCUGCAGGAGGAAGACCCCGAGAGGAUGAAGCACAGAAGGAAACAGAAAACUCCUAAGAAAUUUACGGGGGAGCAGCCGUCCAUCUCGGGGACGUUUGGACUGAAAGGUCUCGUCAAAGCAGAGGACAAGGCAAAAGCCCAUCGAGCCAAGAAAUUGGAAGGGAACACCAAUACAGAGGAGCUGAAAAAGAAACCUCCAGGAGCUGGUGUGAAGAAGGAAACGGCUGUGCAUCUACCAGCAGCAAACCCCGAGGACCAGUGGCAGCGGGAGAUCAGCGAGAAGGGAGAAGUCGCCUGCCCAACCUGCAGCGUUAUAACCAGGAAAACGAUUGUGGGGCUCAAAAAGCACAUGGACGUCUGCCAGAAACUGCAGGAUGCCUUGAAGUGUCAGCACUGCAAAAAGCAGUUCAAAUCCAAAGCUGGGCUGAAUUACCACACCAUGGCUGAACACGUCAGCAAGCCUGUUCCUGUGGAAACCGCUGGACUUGGUGAACAGGAAGCGCGGGAAAGGCUGAGGAAAGUGCUAAAGCAGAUGGGAAAACUGAAAUGCCCCAAUGAGGGCUGCAUGGCCAACUUCUCCAGCCUGAUGGGCUACCAGUACCACCAGAAGCGGUGUGGGAAGCAGCUCGCCGAGGCCGACAAGCCUGUCUUCAGCUGUCCACACUGCGGCAAGAAGUACAAAUCCAAGGCUGGCCACGAUUACCAUGUGCGGUCAGAACACACGGCCUCGGUGAGCUCCCCGGACGCCUCCGCAGCCCGAGGAGCGGGGCCAUCCCCCCCGGGGGGUGACUGCAGAGCUGCAGAGCCUUUGGGCAGGACAGAGCCGGGCAGGGCCGGGCCGGGCAAGCCUCCGGAGGAGCCAGUGGUGAAGCUGGAGCCCAACCCCAUAGAAGAUUUUGAAAGGACACCGAGCGGCCGCAUCCGUCGGACGUCGGCCCAAGUAGCCGUCUUCCACCUUCAGGAGAUAGCGGAGGAUGAGCUCGCCAAGGAUUGGACCAAGCGGAGGAUGAAGGAUGACCUGGUGCCUGAAACGAAGCGGCUCAAUUACACCCGACCGGGGCUUCCAAAGCUCAAUCCAAGGCUGCUGGAAAACUGGAAGAACGAAGUGAAGGAGAAGGGCCACAUCAACUGUCCCAACAAUUGCUGUGAAGCCAUUUAUUCCAGUGUCUCGGGGUUGAAAGCUCACCUGGCCAACUGCAACAAGGGGGACCACUUGGUGGGCAAGUACCGCUGCCUCCUGUGCCAGAAGGAGUUCAGCUCCGAAAGCGGGGUCAAAUACCACAUCAUCAAGGCUCACUCAGAGAACUGGUUCCGAACCUCCGCCGAGGCCAGCCGGAAAAAGAAAAGCAGGGAACAGCUUUCUUCCAGCAAGGAGGAGAAAAAGAAAAGCACAAGUGGGAAGAAAAGGGGGAGAAAACCCAAGGAGAGGCCUCCAGAAACAUCCCCGAAGGGCAGAGAGAGCGUGGCAGCAAAGACUAAUCACAAGAAAACCCUCGAGCACUGGGAAGGCUCCCGAAGCAGCCCCGACGGGGACGAGCGCGUCCCCAAGCCCCCGAGCCAGCGGAAGGGGGGAUCCAGUAAGAUGCCCGAGAAAUGAGCAGCUCAGAGACUCGUCUCCGAGGAUUCGUUUACAGCCCAGGGUAAC
Egretta garzetta (little egret) is the source of this 2545-nucleotide messenger RNA. RefSeq names its product zinc finger protein 512B (gene ZNF512B). NCBI's taxonomy places the organism in Eukaryota, Metazoa, Chordata, Aves, Pelecaniformes, Ardeidae. Gene Ontology annotation, molecular function: zinc ion binding. The transcript is spliced from 16 exons. The coding region runs from base 179 to 2497 and encodes 772 amino acids. The record is from RefSeq and is a predicted model, not a curated record.